UCUUCUCUUGUUCAUCUUUUUUUCUUCUUCUUUACCGUAGGCCUUAUAAAGCACCCUUUCUUCUUCGCGCCGACGUUUUCUAAUUAUCUUCUGUUUCCGAGUUCUCAUUUCCUCGAAAUACGGCGGAGUCGAGUGAGUAAUUAGACGAAGGAAGCUAAGUAAACAAAUGAAUUCAGAAUGAUUAAUUAACUCGGAGAAGUAUUUUAUUGGUUUACUAACAGGACUCAAGGUGGUUAACAUGGCGGAAAUCUGCUGCGGAGUGGUUGGUGAGAGUGACGUGUCAUCGCCGUGCGACUCGAGUUCGCGAGCGGCGAGGAGGCGGAGGAUGGAAAUCCGACGGUUCAAGUUCGUCACCGGGGUGGCUCCAUCGGAACAGUCGAUAGAAGAAAAUAAUCCGAAGCGCCAGAAGUUGCAGGUCGACGACGCCGCUAUGUCGUUGUCUGGAAGGGAGUGCGAGAACGCGGUGGAGAACUGUGAGAGUCUGUCUGCAGAAUUAGCCGAAGAGGUCUUGGGUUCCAGCACCGGUUCUCAUCAUCCUCGUCCAUUAAAUCCCAAAGGGGAUGCGGGUGUGUACCUGAAAUACGGCGUCGCUUCGGUGUGCGGGAGGAGGAGGGACAUGGAAGACGCUGUUGCAAUUCAUCCUUCAUUUUCCCGGCGAGACGAAGAUUGUGAGUUGCACUAUUUUGGAGUUUACGACGGGCAUGGUUGCUCUCACGUGGCCGUCAAGUGUAGGGAGCGGCUGCACGAGUUGGUAAAGGAGGAACUGCUGAAGAAGGGCGAGGAAGAUGAAGAAGUAGAGUGGAAGUCUGUCAUGGAGAGGAGCUUCGCGCGCAUGGAUAAGGAAGUGGUGGCAUGGGACGACGACGCACGGGCUGGUGCUAACUGCAGAUGCGAACUCCAGACGCCGGAAUGCGACGCUGUUGGAUCAACCGCCGUUGUGGCGAUAAUUACGCCGGACAAAAUCAUCGUUGCCAAUUGCGGAGAUUCAAGAGCUGUUCUGUGCCGUAACGCCAGAGCCAUCCCCCUAUCCUCGGAUCACAAGCCGGACCGUCCAGACGAGCUGAACCGGAUCCAAACCGCCGGCGGACGAGUCAUUUAUUGGGAUGGUCCACGCGUCCUCGGUGUUCUCGCCAUGUCAAGAGCCAUUGGUGACAAUUACUUGAAACCUUACGUGAUCUGCGACCCGGAGGUGACUGUGAUGGAUCGGACCGCGGAGGACGAGUGUUUGAUACUGGCGAGCGAUGGCCUGUGGGACGUGGUGUCCAACGAGAUGGCGUGCCGGGUGGCGAGCAAAUGUCUGAGAGUUAUGUCUCAGUCGCCGGAGGCCUCGGCGGAAUCCAGCAGCAGACGGGAAGAAUUGGGGGACGGCACGUGUACGGACGCGUCCACGUUACUGACAAAACUCGCGUUGGCCAAGCAGAGCGCCGACAAUGUCAGUGUUGUCGUGGUGGAUCUCAGGAGAGACUCGUGGCUUGACGGAUAAUGUUAUUUUAUUUUUUAAAUAUUUUAUUUUAUUUUUGCUCUCUCUCUUUUAUUUUAUUUAUUUAUUUUUCUUUUUUUUUUUUUUGGGGGUUUGCACGUUAAGAUGGAGUUUAAUGAGGGUGAGUUAGAAGUAGAGUGAGAGUUGUUUGGUUGGUGAGAAAAUGAUGAGGAGAAAAAAGAGGUGAAAUGGAAAAAAGAAAAAAAGAAAAGCAAAAAGAAAAUUGGAAGGUAGAGAAGGAGACUCCCAAGUAGGUUCUGAGUCCGUGAGUUUUUGUCCAUUUGGAAUGAAAAUAUCCUUUGCCUAAAAUGGUAGCUACAUUUCUUUACUCAAGUGAAACAUUUAUACCAAGACAAAUUUCUUGGGUCAUAUAUAUUCAUCUAUAUGUAUAUAAACCAUAUAUUGGCUGCAAAAUGAAAACCCUAUUUUUA
Messenger RNA from Carica papaya (papaya), 1911 nucleotides. Its product is annotated as putative protein phosphatase 2C 24. Gene Ontology annotation, biological process: protein dephosphorylation. Gene Ontology annotation, molecular function: protein serine/threonine phosphatase activity; cation binding. The record is from RefSeq and is a predicted model, not a curated record. NCBI's taxonomy places the organism in Eukaryota, Viridiplantae, Streptophyta, Magnoliopsida, Brassicales, Caricaceae.